This is a messenger RNA of Manihot esculenta (cassava), 1793 nucleotides long. Its product is annotated as E3 ubiquitin-protein ligase CHFR. Bases 489 to 1547 code for a protein of 352 amino acids. The transcript is spliced from 15 exons. Lineage: Eukaryota; Viridiplantae; Streptophyta; Magnoliopsida; Malpighiales; Euphorbiaceae. Gene Ontology annotation, biological process: mitotic cell cycle checkpoint signaling; protein ubiquitination; ubiquitin-dependent protein catabolic process. The record is from RefSeq and is a predicted model, not a curated record. Gene Ontology annotation, molecular function: metal ion binding; ubiquitin-protein transferase activity. Gene Ontology annotation, cellular component: nucleus.
UCUCAAGCAAGCUAAUGUACCUCAAUGCAAUUUUUCCCAAUUGCAGUGUUAAAUUCGUCCAUCCAUUUCUCUCUCACAUACACUCACCGCCCGUUUUCUUGGUUUCUCGAUUUUAUUCCCUCAUUUUGUGAUUUAAUGACGAAGGUAUAAAAUAUCAGAUUUCUCUCUCUCACGGCAGCUGGUCAAUCCCCUAUUCAUCGCCGUCGUUGAGGCCGUUCUCCACGGCAGGGUUCAAAUCAAUCAAACAGGUUUUCAAGUUCUAGGCUUCCAAAUUACUUGCAAUUUCACUGUAUACUGUUAAGGGUUUUGGAGUGAAGUUGCGGAUUGUGAUGGAAGACUUGAUUCAGUUGAACUUGUAUGCAAUGUCAACUGUCACAAAUAUUACUUUUUUAAAACACUGAUUACAAGCAUAUUGUUAUCUUGAAAGGCUUGAGAUAUUCUUGCAAGAGGGAUUAUCACAGGGAUAUUUUAGUUACAGACUUAAAGUAAUGCCUCCUCCAGAAUCCUCCAAACAGCAGUUAAAGGUCUCUAUAGAUGCCGAGCAUGCAAAAUGUAGCAUCUGCUUAAACAUCUGGCAUGAUGUUGUUACUAUUGCUCCUUGCCUUCAUAACUUCUGCAAUGGAUGCUUCUCCGAGUGGUUAAGGAGAUCACAGGAGAAACAUUCUACUGUGCUUUGUCCUCAGUGUAGGGCAGCUGUACUAUUUGUUGGUAGAAAUCACUUUCUGCAUAGCAUUGAGGAGGAUAUGCUACAAGCUGAUUCUUCAUUAAAACGUUCAGAUGAAGAAGUUGCUCUUCUAGAUUCAUAUGCAUCAAUAAAAUCAAAUCUUAUUAUUCAAAGUGGUAAGAAGCUCAGCCAGAAGAGGGCUCGUACAAGUUCGGAUGUGGAAAUUGAUGGGGAAGAAUCUGGGGAGUUCCCAUGCCUUCAGUGUGGUACAGAAUUUAAUGGCUUUCGUUGCAGCCCAAACAUGGUCCAUUUGCAAUGUCAAGCUUGUGGAGGAAUGAUGCCUUCAAGGACGGAUAUUAAUGUUCCACAACACUGUUUGGGGUGUGAUAGAGCAUUUUGCUCUGCUUAUUGGCAUGCUCAAGGGGUUCAGAGAAGUAACUCUCACAUGGUGUGCAGUAAUGAGGAUUUUAAACCGGUUUCUCAACACACUAUCUCUCGGAUUCCAUUUUUGGCGCAUGAGAAGAAUCAGCAUGAACAGGAUAUCACUGAGAGGUGUAUCAGACAAAUGGGUAAAACAUUGCAAGAUGUUGUCUCAGAUUGGAUUAGCAAGCUGAACAACAGAGAAAUUGAUCGGACAAGAAUGCCACUGAAUCAUGCUGAGAUGAUAACUGCAGGAACACAUGUUUGCAAUGAUUGCUAUGAUAAACUGGUCUCCUUUGUCUUGUACUGGUUUCGGGUUUCAUUGCCCAGACAUUUCCUGCCGGCUGAUGCAGUUAACAGGGAAGAUUGCUGGUAUGGAUAUGCAUGUCGCACCCAACACCACAAUGAAGAUCAUGCGCGUAAAAGAAAUCAUGUCUGUCGUCCUACAAGGGUUAAUUAUUAAUAACCUACUCCCUUAUAUGCUACCUAACUAUUUAUCUAGUUGUGUUCUGUUCAUGUAACUUAUUGGUCAUUUUGUACUUGGCUAAAGUACCCUUUCUAACCUUCUCAUCAUGAUACAUUAUGGUGUUUUUCUGUUUUGAAAGCUAGGUUUUCGUAUUACGGGCUCUGUGAAAAAGUUAGGGGUGUGUUAACUUGCGGAAACUUUUAUCUUUUUUCUUAAUAAUAAUAAUAAUAAAGAAAAUUUACU